AUGGAGGCCGUGCGGGAGGUGCUGGGCUCGCUGCGCCUGGAGAGGUACGCGGAGACCUUCGAGGAGAUGGGGUGGGACGACCUGGACAUCCACACGCUGGACCCGGAGGCGCUGCGGGACCUUGCGCGAGACGUGGGCAUGAGGCCCGGGCACGCCAGCAAGUUCCUCCGGCACUUUGGCGGCCGGGAGUGCUCGGAGUUCGGCGAUCCGCUCGCCUCCGCCGCCUCCGUGGCGUCCUCGUCGGCCGACCCCCGGCCGGCCUUGCAGCUGCCGAGGUUUGAUGCCAGCAGCGGAGAUGGCCCGUUCCAGGAGGCCUUGCCGCGGCGGUGGGGGCAGGAGAGGCCUUGCCGCGGCAGUGGGGGCAGGAGCGAAGAGGCUCCCACGACUCUGCGAGCUCCGUCGGCACCUCUGCGCAGCCGGACCCCCGGCUGCUCGCCGGCUCCACGGGCAGGCCCGCGGAGCAGGCCGAGGCCGCGGCGCGCGGCGGGCCCGAGGAGGGGGCGCCGGGGAGCGGCGGCGAGGAGCACAGCCCGAGGGCCUCCGACGGGUCCGAGGCCUCCCACCCCAAGACCAUCCGGGAGGACACCCUGGCCUCCCUCGGCUCGGAGGGACGGGGCCCCUGAACCACCUGGACCGGACGGCUCAGGCGACCGUGGUCUCGAUCGAGUCGGGGCCGAGGAACCAAAGGGGCUCGGGGGGCUCCAGGGCCUCCAGCUUCACCCUCAGCGAGGGGCGGCCCCACGCGGACUGCCUGGACGACGACCUCGGGCACCAGGAGACUCGCCAGCGACCCGAUGA
Prorocentrum cordatum is the source of this 798-nucleotide messenger RNA. NCBI's taxonomy places the organism in Eukaryota, Dinophyceae, Prorocentrales, Prorocentraceae. The record is from the annotation of a GenBank genome assembly.